Molecule: messenger RNA, 2378 nt
Organism: Dissoconium aciculare CBS 342.82
Lineage: Eukaryota; Fungi; Ascomycota; Dothideomycetes; Mycosphaerellales; Dissoconiaceae
Exons: 3
Coding region: 198-2312 (704 amino acids)
Source: RefSeq, a predicted model, not a curated record
GGCGAACUGCGCCGCUGCCGCUGCUAUGAAGGAUCGUCAGCUUGGAGCACAUUGAUUUCUCUUGAGUGAAUGCGAUCUGCCCGGGCCACACUCACGGCCGAGCGACAAAAUGACUUCACACAGUUUGCUCAUCUUAAUGAUAAAUUCAUUCUCAUUUUCUGUGUUUUCCUUUGGUUGAGCGUUAUUGAUUCGGCAUCAUGCAUUCCAGGCGAAGCAUUGAUUGGCAUGCUCCGGUACUGAUUGUUUCUUCUUUUCUUGGUGCGAUCGGCUUUGCCGUGGCACAUCAUGUUUUCAAUCAAUCUCUUGCGGGAACUCCAGCACUGUCGGAUGAGAUUCAUUUCGGUCAAAUCACAUUCACCUCGCAGACGCAGAAUAUGACGAUUGGAGUUGCGUUGGCUUUUCUCUUUCGCGCAUGCCUGGCGGUCACGGUCUCGGCUUCUUACAUCCAAUGCUUCUGGCGAGCAGUUGGCAAAAGAGGAACUGAAACGCGACUCUCGACACUUGACAGGCUACACUCUGUAUUGGAAAACGUUUGGUCUUUCUUGCGGGUGCAUAUCUGGUGGAAAUAUCCUUUGCUUCUCAUUCUCGCGGUCAUCAGCUGGUGUCUGCCCAUCGCUGCAAUAAUUUCACCAGCUACCUUGACAGUCGUUAACGUUCCAAUCUCUCCUCCUCCAACAUCGCUCGUAUAUGUACCAAGUGUAGACUUCAAGAGCCUGAAGCUGCUGGCAGCUCCGCAGACCGGUUAUGGCUUGAAAAUUCGUCGAGAUCAGCACGACACUGCUUGGACGCAAAACGCAUCUGUCUAUAACGGUCCAUCAUAUGUCGUGGAGAGGAUUGCAAACUCUGUAGCUGCUCAAGGAAAGUUGCUCCCCAUUCACCCGCCAUCUUUGAACGUGAGUUGGACGUCGAGCUUCCGCGCGCCUUCAAUCAAGUGCGCAGACGUCAACUCAACGCUUCGCGCACAAAUGCUUGAUAACAUCCUACAAGCCUUCCGUGACGGAACGGGUUGUGCUGGACCAUACAGCUUUCUUUCAUGGACCGCCACUCCAGGCUUUGAUUCAGCAAUGAGCGUGAUGGUAGAUCAAGCGCCCAGCAAUACUGCUUUGCCAUUUCACAAGCCUUCAAGCGCUGGCAACAGAUGGCCAAUGAAUGUGGGCACGGUCGGUCCCUUGGAUUUCUCUGCUGUUGGGCCUGAAGACUACGUCAAUGCGACGCAGGCCGCAACGAUAUACUUCGCUGUGAUUCCAAAUCUCGCAUAUGAUACCCCUGCAUCGUGCUCUGCUCGACUCAACAGGACCGACUGGAGCAACUCAACUUUUGUCCAGUGCGAGCUACAGAACACGACCUAUGCAACAAACUUCACCUACGUCAACGGUGAGCAGCAAAUCAGCUUCUCGCCACAAGCCGGAACGACCAGUACUCCGGUGACUACCUUGUCAGCCUUUGACUAUCUGGAUACAAACACGUCGUGUGCUACCAUGAACGCGCGAUUCGAAAAGUGUGUGGUUGACCCAACACUACUCGAGAAAUUGAGCUUCCAGGCCGUAAUGGACGCGUUUGGCAAAAUCUUCGUAGGCUAUGUGGUCGAUCCCAUGAAAACUCGGUACGGCCAAGGCGCAUUCGAGCGCACGAGUGUCAUGCAAUCUGUCCUUCUUGAUACUCCGGAGCUGGCGUUUCUGACGCAGAAUGCACGAUGGGCCUCCAGCGGGUCAGACAACCCACAAUUGUCUACCAUGCAUGACUCGAUUCAGCCGCGGGCCAAUCUGUCACUCAAAGUUACCUUAGAAAAGCUGUUUGAGAAUAUUACGAUAAGCUUGCUGAGCUCUCCCAACCUUCAACCCAAUACCUCCUCCCUUAUCGCGCCAGCCAAAGUGAACAUCACCCAGAACAUUUACCGCAAUCAAUAUGACUAUUCCGCAUCAAACUUGUGGCUCACCUACGGCAUCGCGCUCGGAAUAACAAUGCUUGUAGCCGUCGCCGGCUUCAUCGCGAUGAUGACCAAUGGUGCAGCAUUUUCCAACGACUUCUCGACCAUUCUUCGCGCAAGUCGCACCGCGAAAUUGAGUGAAGAGGUCCGCAUCGGGGACGCCGACGGCAAGGAUCCUCUGCCAGAGUACCUCUCCAAAGCAACUGUCGGUUUCGUCAGCGGUACGUUCGCUCUCCAAGCGAGUAAACAUGGCGCUGUCGAGAUUGUCUCAUAUUCUGCUACUCAUUAUGAUGGCGUAUCGGUUGGCAGAGCAGAAUUGAAACCCAAGAAGACUACUUUUUUGGCUCGAAUCCGGAAGACAGGUUCAGACGAAAGCAAUGUUUAGCAUAGCACUGGGCCAUCAGUAUUCCUUACAAUAUAUAGAUGUAUUCAAACGAUGUUUAUGAUGGAC